GCGCCGCCGCAGCCGCCGCCUCGCUCUUUCAGCCCUGUCAGGAGCGGUGUGAUUCCCGACCAAGAUGGCGGCCGUGGGGCGAGUCGGCUCGUUCGGUUCAUCUCCACCUGGGCUAGCCUCGACCUACGCCAGCGGGCCCCUGGCUAACGAGCUGGCGUCGGGCACCGGCGGACCGGCGUCGGGCGACGAUGAGGACGGGCAGAACCUCUGGUCCUGCAUCCUCAGCGAGGUCUCCACGCGCUCGCGCUCCAAGCUCCCGACCGGGAAGAACGUGCUGCUGCUGGGUGAAGAUGGAGCUGGAAAAACAAGCUUAAUAAGAAAAAUUCAGGGCAUAGAGGAGUACAAGAAAGGAAGAGGACUGGAGUACUUGUACCUAAAUGUGCACGAUGAAGACAGGGAUGAUCAAACAAGAUGUAAUGUAUGGAUCUUGGAUGGAGACCUGUAUCACAAAGGGCUACUCAAGUUCUCACUGGAUGCCCUUUCUCUGAAGGACACUCUGGUUACACUGGUUGUUGAUAUGUCAAAGCCUUGGACUGCUUUGGAUUCCUUACAGAAGUGGGCAAGUGUGGUGAGAGAACACAUUGACAAGCUGAAAAUCCCCCCUGAGGAGAUGAAAGAAAUGGAGCAGAAGUUGAUUAGAGACUUCCAAGAGUAUGUGGAGCCAGGAGAAGACUUCCCAGCAUCCCCUCAGCGAAGAACCACGGCUGCACAGGAGGACAGAGACGACAGCGUUGUGCUGCCCCUGGGUGCGGACACACUCACUCACAGCCUAGGCCUCCCGGUGCUCGUAGUCUGUACAAAGUGUGAUGCCAUUAGUGUGUUGGAGAAAGACCACGACUACAGAGAUGAACACUUUGACUUUAUCCAGUCACACAUCCGCAAGUUCUGUUUACAGUAUGGUGCAGCGCUUAUUUAUACUUCAGUAAAAGAGAACAAGAACAUAGACAUAGUUUAUAAAUAUAUCGUCCAGAAGCUAUACGGGUUCCCCUACAAGAUUCCUGCAGUGGUGGUGGAGAAGGAUGCGGUGUUCAUUCCAGCAGGGUGGGAUAAUGAUAAGAAAAUAGGAAUAUUACAUGAAAAUUUUCAAACUUUGAAAGUAGAAGAUAAUUUUGAAGACAUCAUAACCAAACCUCCUGUCCGAAAGUUUGUGCACGAGAAGGAGAUUAUGGCAGAAGAUGACCAAGUGUUUCUUAUGAAGCUGCAGUCUCUUUUAGCAAAGCAACCACCAACUGCAGCUGGAAGACCUGUGGAUGCAUCACCAAGAGUCCCUGGAGGCUCUCCUAGAACACCAAAUAGAUCUGUGUCAUCCAAUGUUACCAGCGUGUCUCCUAUCCCUGCUGGAUCAAAGAAAAUUGAUCCAAACAUGAAAGCUGGAGCGACGAGCGAAGGGGUCCUGGCAAAUUUCUUCAACAGUCUGUUGAGUAAGAAGACUGGCUCUCCUGGAGGCCCUGGCGUCGGGGGCAGUCCUGGAGGAGGGGCUGCAGGUGGAAGCAGCAGUUUGCCGCCAUCUGCCAAAAAGUCAGGCCAGAAGCCUGUCCUCUCAGAUGUUCAUGCAGAGCUAGACAGAAUCACACGGAAACCUGCUUCUGUCUCUCCUGCAUCACCUACAUCUCCUACGGAAGGAGAAGCCUCCUGAAGAUACCAGACAAGGCCAUUCGGUCAUACUUCUGGCUUACAUCAGCUGGCCUCUGCCUUUCCCUUCCAAGUUGGAAUUAAGGGGCUGGAAGCUUUUACGGACAAAGUUUAUGUCCUGUC
This is a messenger RNA of Acomys russatus (golden spiny mouse), 1755 nucleotides long. RefSeq names its product dynein cytoplasmic 1 light intermediate chain 1 (gene Dync1li1). Gene Ontology annotation, biological process: microtubule-based movement; microtubule cytoskeleton organization. The coding region runs from base 65 to 1636 and encodes 523 amino acids. Gene Ontology annotation, cellular component: cytoplasmic dynein complex; centrosome. Gene Ontology annotation, molecular function: dynein heavy chain binding. The transcript is spliced from 13 exons. NCBI's taxonomy places the organism in Eukaryota, Metazoa, Chordata, Mammalia, Rodentia, Muridae. The record is from RefSeq and is a predicted model, not a curated record.